AUGCCUAGCCAGGGAGAAUUGGAGCUCGUUGCAGUACAAGAAGAAAGUGAAGAGGGCGACGGUGACUCGGCACUCGGAGACGGUGUACGGCUAUUAACGCAUGAAUCUAGUGCAAGCUCAACCGCAUCCAUUACAUCUAGUAUUCUUGAGUAUCGAAAGUUUCAGGGUCGAACCUUCCACAGUGAGAAGUACGAUACCGAGUAUUUCGCACCAAAUGAUGAGCAGCAGAGGGAGUCUAUUGAUAUCUCGCAUCAUUAUCUCCUACUCCUUCUCGACGGCAAGCUCUCGCUAGCGCAUUUGAACAACGAUCUGGAGGCUAGUCAUCAAAUCUGCUUCCACAGAUGUCUAGAACUAACAAAAGUCCUCGAUAUAGGAACCGGAACUGGCAUAUGGGCAAUUGAUUUUGCCGACCAAUACCCUAAUGCCGAGGUUAUCGGUACAGAUCUAUCUCCAAUCCAACCAAGUUGGGUACCACCAAACGUCAAGUUUGAUCUUGAGGAUGCAACCCGUGACUGGAGUUGGUCUGAGAACAGCUUCGACUUUGUCCAUAUGCGUUAUCUUAUUGGUGCGAUUUCUGAUUGGGGUGUACUAUUUAAGGAAGCGUUCCGUUGUUGUAAACCCGGCGGCUCAAUCGAAUCCGUCGAGCUUUUCAAAGAGGCUAGCAAAGCUUUCGGCCGCAGUUUCUGCGAGAUUGAAGGAGACGUGCAGCUGCUCGCUGCUGCUGGAUUUGUUGACCUUCAAGUUCCUGUUGGUGGGUGGGCUAAGGAUCCCAAGUUGCGUGAAGUCGGUCAGUUUCUUCGCGCAACGAUGGAAGCUGAUCUUGAGGGAUACACCCUCAUGGCGUGGCAACAGAUUCUAGGAUGGCCCAAGGAGGAUUAUCAACUGUUCGUAAUGAAUAUGCGAAAAUCCCUGAGGGACAAGAGAGUUCAUGGUUACAUACGUGUUCGAUUCAUAAACGCCCGCAAACUAGAAGUUGUUUAG
Messenger RNA from Fusarium venenatum, 981 nucleotides. The record is from RefSeq and is a predicted model, not a curated record. Lineage: Eukaryota; Fungi; Ascomycota; Sordariomycetes; Hypocreales; Nectriaceae.